Molecule: messenger RNA, 2703 nt
Organism: Solanum pennellii
Lineage: Eukaryota; Viridiplantae; Streptophyta; Magnoliopsida; Solanales; Solanaceae
Product: potassium channel SKOR-like
Exons: 13
Coding region: 1-2511 (836 amino acids)
Biological process (GO): transmembrane transport; potassium ion transport
Cellular component (GO): membrane
Molecular function (GO): protein binding; voltage-gated potassium channel activity
Source: RefSeq, a predicted model, not a curated record
AUGGAUAGAGGAAAACGAAGAUCCGGAGAAUUAGAUUCAGAAGAAGAAGAAGAGUUUAAGGUUGAAGAUCUCAAUGAAGAAACAUCAAAUUCCAACAAAUUAUCUGCGUCUAAUUGGAAGAAUCGGUUGAAGCUGCUGCGGAAUUACUCUACUCUUGACAACAGUAGUACUGUUAGUGUUAGAAAUAACGGAGAGAGUAGUAGUAGUAGAAGCAGGGGACGCAGAGAUCACCGAUUUAUUAUUCGCCCUGAUAAUUGGUGGUACAUACUGUGGACGCAAUUCAUUCUGAUAUGGGCGGUGUACUCCUCCUUCUUCACUCCCCUGGAGUUUGGCUUCUUCAGAGGACUCCCGGAAAAUCUGUUCCUUCUCGAUAUCGCCGGCCAAAUUGCUUUCCUCAUCGACAUAGUCGUUCUCUUCUUCGUUGUCUAUCGAGACUCUCAAUCUCACUGCAUGAUCUACGAUCGUAAACUCAUCGCCAUUCGGUACUUGAAAUCUCGUUUCCUCCUGGACUUGCUAGGUUGCUUUCCCUGGGAUGCUAUAUACAAGGCUAGUGGCAGAAAGGAGCCAGUUAGGUAUAUCUUAUGGAUUAGGCUGAGCCGAGCCCUUAGGGUGACAGAACUUUUUGAGAGGUUGGAGAAAGACAUCCGCCUGAACUAUCUGUUUACAAGGAUUGUAAAGUUAUUUGUUGUCGAAUUAUACUGCACUCACACAGCUGCCUGCUUCUUUUACUAUCUGGCUACUACAUUGCCUCCGUGGGAAGAAGGUUAUACAUGGAUAGGAAGUUUGAAGAUGGGUGACUAUAACUAUACAGAUUUCCGAGAUAUUGAUUUAUGGACUCGGUAUAUCACAUCAUUGUACUUUGCCGUUGUUACAAUGGCAACUGUUGGUUAUGGAGAAAUUCAUGCAGUCAAUGUAAGGGAAAUGAUAUUUGUGAUGAUCUAUGUCUCUGUUGACAUGAUUCUCGGUGCCUACCUGCUCGGUAACAUGGCAGCAUUGAUCGUAAAAGGAUCCAAAACUGAAAGGUUUAGGGAUAAAAUGGCAGAUCUUAUAAAAUAUAUGAACAGAAACAAGCUGGGGAAGAGCUUAAGCAAAGAGAUCAAAGAUCAUGUCAGAUUACAGUAUGAGAGCCGUUAUAAUGAGUCUUCUGUUCUACAGGAUAUUCCAGCUUCAAUUCGAGCUAAGAUUGCGCGGAAGUUAUAUGAGCCCUACAUCAGGGGAGUCCCACUUUUCAGAGGUUGCUCGGAUGAAUUUAUCAAACAGAUUGCUAUCAAAGUACAUGAAGAAUUUUUCCUUCCAGGGGAAGUUAUUUUGGAACAGGGUAGCAUGGCGGAUCAACUGUAUUUUGUCUGUCACGGUAAAGUGGAAGAACUAACAAAAUCAGAAGAAAAUGAAACUGAAGAAUCUCUCCUGGAUCUUCAUACUUACAACUCUGUUGGUGAAAUUUCAGUUCUUUGUAACAUUCCAGUCCCUUAUACAGUUCAAGUUUCUGAACUAUCUAGACUACUACGAAUUGAUAAACAAUCACUAGUGGAGAUUCUGGGAAUAUACUUCUCCGAUGGGCGUGUGAUCAUCAAUAACCUCCUUGAGGGAAGAGAGUCAAGCCUUCGGAGUAAGAUACUGGAGUCAGGCAUAACACUAAAUAUUGCAAAACAUGAAUCUGAGCUGGCCGUGAGGUUGAACUGUGCUGCUCAUGAUGGAGACUUGUAUCGACUGAGUCGUUUAAUUGGUGCAGGAGCAGAGCCUAACCGAACUGAUUAUGAUGGAAGAUCACCUCUGCAUCUAGCUGCAUCCAGGGGCCAUGGAGAUAUUACAGCUUUCCUUAUCCAAAGAGGAGUGGAGAUCAAUGGCAGAGAUAACUUUGGCUACACUCCAUUGCUUGAAGCAGUCAAGAAUAGUCAUGAUCAUGUGGCUUCUUUGCUGGUGGAAGCUGGGGCACUUUUAGGUAUAGAUAAUGAUGGGACUUGCCUUUGUGAGGCAGUUGCAAGAAGAGAUGUAGAGUAUUUGAGAAGACUUUUGGCCAACGGCAUCAAUCCUAACUCCAAAAAUUAUGAUUUUCGAACACCACUUCACCUUGCUGCAUCAGAAGGAUUGUAUCCAAUUUCAGUAUUACUAUUAGAAGCUGGGGCUAGUGUCUUUGCGGUGGACAGGUGGGGAAAAAGUCCACUUGAUGAAGCUCGAGUAGGUGGAAACAAGAAUCUUAUUAAGUUACUGGAAGAUGCAAAGGGUAGUCAAUUAUCAGAAUUUUCUCCAAGUUUUGGUAGAAGUCAAGAUGAAGGACAGGGAGUUAAAUGCAGAGUGUUUGCUUCAGAACCUAAGGAACUCAAAGACGAGAGAAGAAAAGGAGUCGUUCUAUGGGUACCUCAAAGCCUUGAUGAGCUCAUUAACACCGCGAAGGAGCAAUUAAGAGUUUCAUCAGCAAAUUGUGUAGUGUCAGAAGAUGGAGCCAAAAUCCUGGACACAAACAUGAUCUCUGAUGGCCAAAAGCUGUUUUUAGUAAGCGAAUACACGUGAAGUUUUUUAAAAAACAGCACUAUUCAACAUAUUGUAAUAUAGUUGUAAUAUGUAACAGCUGAGUAAUUUAUGCAGUAUAAGAACCUAAUGUUGGAGCUUUCUGGAAACUCCAGACUAUGAACUCUUAUCACUGUGAUUAAAAUCAGCAUGAAAAGCAGUUGGUGCUGAGGAGAGCACAUGGUUAUCAUCUCA